CUCACCCACCUAGCUAGCUACUUUAAAACCAUAUUAGUUGGCCUUGUUAUGAUGAUCCUUUCUUCCUAUCUCUUAUUUCUUCAUCCAUACUAUAGCAUAUAUUCAACUUAAGCGAUACUUUAUUCUCCCUCCCCUCAGUUCUCCAAACAUGAAAGGAAUGGAUCUUUUUUGCGCUUCUCAAGCUUCAACAGCCAUCUGCUCUAGCGUGGACCAUCGCUCCAUGGUCCGCCAUGGUCAUAGGCGUAUUGAUCGCCAAAAUUCAAAGCCUUAUGCUCCUUGUUCAUCACAAUUGUCUAUAAUCCCUAGGCCUUACCAUGAAAAGAGUAGCAAGAACAGUGUUAAGCCAAGUGACGUACGUCGAAAAAGCUCUGCAGAUAUUCAUGAUCUAAAAACCUCUCCUGCUUCAUCUACAUAUCUUCUAAGUGAUAGACCCUUUAUUGAUUGGUUAUCAGAGUCUGAUCCUACUGUCUCAGCAUUCGUUCCUUCUCAGCCUUCAAAACCUAAGCUGCAUGUAAGCUCCGACAACAACAACAAUUCUCCUGCUGCUUUAAAGUCUUCUUCAUCUGCUCGGUCUCGCGACCAGGUGGUGGUUUUGAGGGUGGCAAUCCAUUGCAAAGGAUGUGAAGGAAAAUUAAGAAAACAUAUCUCCAAAAUGGAAGGAGUGAAAUCAUUUAGUAUAGAUUUACCGACAAAGAAAGUGACAGUCAUUGGUGACGUGACUCCCUCAAGCGUGUUAGCAAGCGUGUCGAGGGUGAAGAGUGCUCAACUAUGGCCAUCUGCAGCACCAUCUCAAUCUUCUCCAAUGGUCAAAAUGAAUUACUGAUGGAAAAAAAAAAAACUCCAGGGUUUUCUUCUUUUUUGAAUGAAGUGUUUCACCUUGCUUAGAUAGUAAUCAACAUUUGAACUGUAAUAUAAAUUAAUCAAAUGUAAGCCUUUUGUUGUGAUAAAAUUAUUAUCCCUUUGUUUGA
Molecule: messenger RNA, 968 nt
Organism: Gossypium raimondii (Peruvian cotton)
Lineage: Eukaryota; Viridiplantae; Streptophyta; Magnoliopsida; Malvales; Malvaceae
Product: protein SODIUM POTASSIUM ROOT DEFECTIVE 3
Exons: 3
Coding region: 149-823 (224 amino acids)
Molecular function (GO): metal ion binding
Source: RefSeq, a predicted model, not a curated record